AUGUCUCUUGAGCCCGAGAAAGGUCAGCCUGAGAUCAGCCAGGACAUUUCAGGUAACGAGACUGAGAGCAAGCCCUCUGUCGACUCCCCUAUUAGUGGUGACAUCAAAGACAUCGACUACUCGGUCAGCUGGAUUACCUAUCAGGUCAUCUUCACUGCUGCCCUGGGUGGCUUUCUAUAUGGCUUCAGCGCCAAUGCCAUUGCAGGAACCCUGGCUCAACCAUCUUUCAUUGCCAAGUUCUUAACUGUCUCCGAUGCUGCUCAACGCACGGAUGGACUCCUUGGAGGCUUUCUAGCCGGCGCCAUGGUCGGUUCCAUCGGCCAAGCCCCCAUCGCAAAACAUUACGGUCGCCGUGUCUGCAAUGCAACAGCCGCCAUCAUUGUUAUCGUUUCCGGCGCUCUUCAAGCUGCUUCCGUCAACAUCGCCAUGUUGCUGACCUUCCGUGUCCUUUGCGGUAUUGGUGGCGGCAUGGUCUUCGCCAACUCGCCCGUAUACAUGUCUGAGGUGGCACCACCUCAUGCUCGUGGUGCCCUUGUCGGUAUGCAAGGAGUUGGUGUCGUCACUGCGUACAUUCUCUGCGCUGUCUUCAACCUUGCCUUUAGCUUUGUCGACGCAGCCAUCCAGUGGCGCUUGAUCUUCAUUGUACUGACAGGUAUGGGUGUUGUUCACCUCGGAUCGCUAUACUUUCUACCAGAGUCUCCCCGUUGGCUCAUGGAGCAAGAUCGGGAUGAAGAGGCUAAAGCUAUCUUGAUUCGACUCCACAAGACCAAGUCCGACCCUCAUGGGCUCCUCGCUCAUGCCGAAGCUAUCCAGAUCAAAGCUCAAGUCGAAACCGAGAAACAGCUUCCCAGUGGCUUCUGGUACAUAUUCACAACGAGGCAUCUCUUAAAGCGGGCCUAUUGUUCUAUACUUCUCUGGGUUAUGGCUCAAGGCACUGGCAUUACCGCCAUUGCGAAUCUCAUUCCGGUUCUUAUGGGCAGUUUAGGCUUUGGCGUCACAUUGCAGAUGGCUCUAGGAGUCGCCUGGACAACAUGCUUGGUUAUUGGAUGCGGCUUCAAUAUCCUUCUGCUCGACCGCGUCGGGCGAGUGCAGCUUUUAGUCAUUGGCGGGUUCGGCUCAGCUACUAUUCUGAGUGUAAUGGCCGCCUUACAGAAAUUCUAUCUCGGGUCUGACGAUACCGCUGGCCUAAAUGCUGCUGUUGCGAUCUACUUUAUUUUCGGAGUAUUCUUCACAACAACCAUUGAGUGCACUGCAUAUGUUUACGGAUCUGAGAUCUGGCCUACUCACCUGCGCAGCGAGGGCUCAACCCUGGUUUUUGCGUCCUUCUUUGGCAACGCUAUAGCUUACAGUGCCCCUGUCACUGUUGGCCUUAACAGCAUCGGCUGGAAAUUCUACAUGAUUUUCGUUGCUGUCACUGUGAUCAGCACCAUCGCAAUCUGGUUGACUUUUCCAGAGACACAAGGUUUGCCCCUUGAGGAAAUCAACGCCAAAUUCGGUGACCAUGUUGAGAUUGACCUCAAAUCUGCUGUAGUGGUAGGCGAGGCGGAGCAGGGUAGAAUGGCUGAAGAUAUGACUUACAGUCGUGGGGUUUAA
Messenger RNA from Ilyonectria robusta, 1593 nucleotides. RefSeq names its product general substrate transporter. Lineage: Eukaryota; Fungi; Ascomycota; Sordariomycetes; Hypocreales; Nectriaceae. The record is from RefSeq and is a predicted model, not a curated record. The transcript is spliced from 6 exons. Gene Ontology annotation, biological process: transmembrane transport; carbohydrate transport. Bases 1 to 1593 code for a protein of 530 amino acids. Gene Ontology annotation, cellular component: membrane. Gene Ontology annotation, molecular function: carbohydrate:proton symporter activity.